AUGACCAUGAACGAGCUCGUCGGGUGGAAGAAUUCGCUCAUUUUCAGCCCGUUCAACGACGUGUGGAAGCGCCAGCGCCGCCUCUUCCACCAAGUCAUCGGCACACGGUCCAGCCUGAUGCAUUACGACGCGAUGAAGGAGGUGGUGGCGGCGAAUUUUGUCGCCAACCUCAUAGAGGAGCCCCAGAAGAUGGAAGAACAUUGCCAUACCUUCGCCGGCGACCUGAUCCUCCGCGUCACCUACGGGUACGUGUCGAAGGGCUACGACCCAAUGAUCAAGAUGGCCGAGGAGAUCACCGACGCCGCCUCCGAGUUCGGCGCGCCUGGAAAAUGGAUGGUGGAUGUCCUUUUCCCUUUUCUGCGCUACGUCCCAGACUGGUGCCCUGGCGCCGGUUGGAAGCAGGCCGUGAAGGAGCAGCACGAUAACCUGCGCAAGCUCGUCAACACGCCAUACGAGUGGGUAAAAAAGGAAAUAGACGAAGGGCAGGCUGGACCGUCGUUCGUUUCAGAAUUGCUCUCUGAAAAGGGUCUGUCGGACGGGGAUCUGUCUGCAAUUAAGUGGUCUGCCGCGAUGCUGUUCGCUGGAGGAUUGCACAUGACGGUCUGGACCACGUACGCGUUCAUGAAGAUGAUCUGCCUCCAUCCAACAAUCCAGGACCGUGCGCAGGCCGAGAUCGACCGCGUCGUCGGCAGCGACCGCCUUCCCCUCGUCGCCGACAUGGAUGACUGCCCGUACACGCGCGCUUGCUGUCUCGAGGCGCUCAGGUGGCACGUUGUGUUCCCCUUGGCCGUGCCCCACCUAACCAUGGAAAACAGCUUCUACGAUGGGUGCAUCUUUUCUGAAGGAGCGAUUAUCUCCUCAAAUCUUUGGUGA
Messenger RNA from Schizophyllum commune H4-8, 873 nucleotides. RefSeq names its product cytochrome P450. NCBI's taxonomy places the organism in Eukaryota, Fungi, Basidiomycota, Agaricomycetes, Agaricales, Schizophyllaceae. The transcript has 6 exons. Bases 1 to 873 code for a protein of 290 amino acids. Gene Ontology annotation, molecular function: heme binding; oxidoreductase activity, acting on paired donors, with incorporation or reduction of molecular oxygen; monooxygenase activity. The record is from RefSeq and is a predicted model, not a curated record.